AUGAAAAAUGCUCCAUCUUCUCAUGGAGUCAACUUUACACCAUAUGAUUUCAAGUCAAGAGAAGUAAAAAGCAAAGAUCUUCCUCAGAGUCCUUUGUAUAUUGGAUGGCUCUACGAUACUUUUGGAUUAAAUUUAACUCAAAGUAAUAAAAAGUGUUUCAUGUUCGAUUAUCAGUUGACACACACCAAUCCAGCCAGAUGCAUAGUAUUUGUUAAUAAAUUAGAUAUCUAUCAACUACAAAUAAAAACCGGCGAUGAAAUUAAGAUUUUCUUUUGGUCAGAUCUAAGAUCUUUUGCAGAAGAGACAACAACUGUAUUAUCACAGAUUAUUAAGCAAAGUUACAUGAAAAAUUUUUCAAUUCCAUCAAUUUUACCAUUUGUCGAUCAACGCUGGGAAACAAUUGCAAGCUACAUGACUAAUAGCCGCAACAAAUCACAAGACACGCGAAUUUUAUAUCAUUACAUUAACCAUUCCUCUUAUGACGAAAAACGAGAUUUUUUAACAUUCACAUAUAAAGAUGGAACAGCACAAAUACUAUUUACAAAAUUCCUAACAUAUUUGUCUGAUGGAUCUACCAUUGUUGUCGAAGAAAAUAACGCUGGAGCGUUACUUCCAAUUUUAAAAUCGUAUAUACAGUCAUUUCCUAAUCAACCAGACAUAAUAGCGUUUUUCUCAUGCUCUGCUGAUCAAUCUAUGCCAAUUGCAAAACAUAUUCCCGUUGAUUCAUUUUCAUCAUGCAUAUUAACACCGGCAAGAGCAGCAUUACUCUAUCACAGUCGCGCAUACUACUGUUUUACAGAUAGUUCUUUAGAACCAAUCGCUCCUUUGUUCUUUAAUUCUCUAAAUGAAGAAAAAAAGAAAUUUGUUGAUGAAUGUUUUAACACUUUAACGCUUGUUUUAGAGACAGUUGUCGAAUCAAUGGCAUUUAGACUACUUCCACAUCAUUUAUUCUACAAAUUAUUCCGUUCUGAUACAGCAUUAGCCAAAUUAACCACAAAUUUCAUUUUGGCUUGCAGGGUUUUAGAGACAUUUGGAAUUAAACCAGUUUCAUACCCAGAAUUGCCAGAUAUGACAAGAGAACCUGAAUGGGCUACAUUUGAUUUAAGGUUAGACACUGUUUUAACGAUGAUUCAAGGGAAGAGUCAGCCUGCCGAUACAGGGUUCAAGAAAUUUUUGUCCGGAGUUUCAUGUUCCGUAAAUUAUGUAAUGACAGCUCCGAUCAUCACUCCUGAUCCGCCAAUCGAACUUAGUUUCCUCAAGCUCCUCCUAAGAGACGACGAAUAUUGUUUGGCCGCAUGUGACUCAUUGGCCGUAUUUCUGAAUAACAACUUCAUGGCGAUGGAAUGGACGCUGAACUUUUUCAUUUUCACGACAUUGUUCUCGGUUCUUGAAAGAGGAAAGUGUUCGGCUUCUGUUUUGUUUUGUAUUACAAAAAUAUUAGCUUAUUGCCCAGAUAUCCGCAACACAGUAUCACAGCAACUACCUAAAGCUAUAGAAUAUUCAUUAAUUCCUAAGCUACAACAAAACGGAGAGCUUGUACAAAAAAGAUUAGUACUUAUUACGUUAGUUUUAGUUUUAAACGAAUCCCAACAAUGCUGCCGUACAGCUAUGAAGUCAAAGGAUAUCAUUAAAUUCUGUUACAUCCCAGAUUUUCCAACUUGGAGUUUACAUUUAAUUAAUUGCCUUGCUACAUCAAUAUCUGAGAGUUCCAUCAAGGGGCAACUCCUCGAAAUAGUCAAAAAAGUCGACUCAAAAGGCGACAUCGAGAUAGAACUCUGCAUUGUUUCAGCAUUAAGCUCAUUUAUCGCCACAUCCUUACAACCAGGCCUCAAACAUUACAACUUUACUGACUAUUAUGAUAAAGGAACCAUAGAAGAGCAAGCAAUGCAGAUAGGUCUCGAAAUGGGAAAUUCAUUAUCGGCAAUUAUUCGACACGAAGUACUUAUUCUAUUUGCAAAGUUUGUUUCUAUUCAUAUUACAGAAUUUCUCGAACCAAAGAGUCCAUUUUUCGAAGAACUCGGUAGAUUUUUCGCAAAUUGUUUAAAUGACCCUUCUCCUAUGGUCAAAGAACUCGCAGAUUCCAUUCGUGCUAAAAUUGAUGCAAGUGAUGAUUUCCCAAAGCUUUCAAAUGUCGUAAAUCAGUAUCAAACAGCUUUAUUAGGUGUAGUUGACCAAUUAAUGGCUGAUUCAGUUACUCCUUUCUCGAAGAUCCUUUCUAAUGUUACAUACAACAAAGACUCUUUCACUCCGUCCAAGAUAAUAAGGGUAAAUGAAAUGAAAAGAAUGAAAUAUUUAGCGACCAUGAAUUUCAAUGCCGAAAUUUCCACAAAUCUUUCCGUCAAUGGUAACGAUCUUAUUUACGGAGAUUUGAGGGGAUAUAUCUCUAAAGUAGACAUCAAGGAUACUACAUUAGUGAAAUCAGUGAAAACUGUUAAUUCUUCGCUGACAUCAAUAUCUUAUUUCAAGAACGGAGGUUAUCCGUUGAUAUUUUCAUCAUCCUAUGAAGGGAAGUUUUAUUCAUAUUCCAUUUCCAAUAUAUUUGACCUACAAAUGGUCAAUUGUUUUAAAUUUUCCAAUGAUCUUAAUGUACAGCGCCACAGAUAUAGAUUUGAUGUAGAUCCUGUUACAUGCAAGAUGUUUUCAUGGAGUAAUGACUCAGCAUCUGUAAAUGUCUAUGAUUUACAGUCAUCAAAAUCAUUAUUCGAAAUUCCAAUCGAAAAAGGUAAUGUAACUGGAUUUAAAUCAAUUCCUAGAUAUCCAGAUAUCGUUGCUGUAACAGGAAAUAACUUAUAUCUAUUUGAUUUGAGAGCAUCAAACCAAAAAUACGUAAAUGAGUAUGAAUUGCCAUAUCCCAUCUUCGAUUUCGAUAUUGUCAACGAGCAAAUACCAACAUUUGCUGUUUGUCAUACAGAAUCGAGCGUAAGUUUCGUUGAUGCAAGAUUUCCUGGCGAAAAAACAGUUAUGCUUUGGUCGACAGACAAUGCAUUGACUCGUGGCUUUGCAGGCUGCAGAGAAAAUGGAAUUGUCGCUGUCGGAUAUCCGAAAGGAAUAACUUGCGUUAAUUCGGAAAACUUCGACCAAAAGGAGGUACCUGCUAUUCCAGAAAGUAUCUUCUCUUCGAAGACACCUGUUCCAAGCUUUAUUUCUUUGACUCCCGAAAGAUUAUUAUUUGUUCAUGAAAAAUCAAAUAUUGUUUUUGUAAGUUUAUAA
Messenger RNA from Trichomonas vaginalis G3, 3210 nucleotides. Its product is annotated as TOR signaling. NCBI's taxonomy places the organism in Eukaryota, Parabasalia, Trichomonadida, Trichomonadidae. The record is from RefSeq and is a predicted model, not a curated record. Gene Ontology annotation, molecular function: protein binding; protein-macromolecule adaptor activity. The transcript has a single exon. Gene Ontology annotation, cellular component: cytoplasm; TORC1 complex. Bases 1 to 3210 code for a protein of 1069 amino acids. Gene Ontology annotation, biological process: positive regulation of cell growth; cellular response to starvation; TOR signaling.